Messenger RNA from Misgurnus anguillicaudatus (oriental weatherfish), 2737 nucleotides. The record is from RefSeq and is a predicted model, not a curated record. Lineage: Eukaryota; Metazoa; Chordata; Actinopteri; Cypriniformes; Cobitidae.
GAUGAAAGUAUGUGAACCUGUUGAGAUCAUGCAUUCAUAUUUCACCUGCUGGAGAAAAUAAACCACAGCUAAUGUCUGAUCAUUUAAUAGUCCAAACAAUGAAAAUGCGGUUUUAAAUAACAAUAUCUUCUUCAUCUACAAGAAAGAGCCAUGAGAGUGAGUGGUCAGAAUCUGAUUUCUGAUCCUGUCUGAUUAGGAUUUGUGAAAUAUUAAAGUCUGCAGCACUUUUCCUCUCCGGUCCUGUCUGCUGUGGAUUCAGCUCAGCAUUAAGUCCUCGUCUAUCCCUUUAAAGUGGUGUCUCAUUACACAACAUGAAGGACGACUUUAAAACCGGUCUGAUACAGGAAUAGAGCUGUAGGUGGAGACCUGGAGAGAGACACCAGCAUGUGAUUAUGGGUAAUCCCUCUUUAAAUAACUCUGAACGGUAUUGUGUAGGACAACAGAGAGGACGCCUGUACCUGUGCACUUUAAACUGAGAUACAUCAGCGAGUCGACCGGAGGUCUCAGCUCAAGAACCACCAUGAAUUUUGCCGCUCAGUUGAUCUACGCCAAGUUUGUGAACGACAGCGGCUCGCCGGCACACCAGACGCCGAGAAACUUCAAUGACAGCGAGGAGUAUGAUCCCUUCUGGCAGAGGUGGGAAACUGUAGAAUCUCAAUGUGGUAGAGAGUUUCAAACUUCUGCUUGCCAGAGUCCCAUUGAAUCUGAGAGAUGUGCUGGUUCAGAGACAGUCAUGAGUGAAACCGUAACUUCUGUUAGAGACCGUGUAGCCUUUCCUCUGUCUUCCCCGUCUCAUCCUGAGCUUCUCCCAACCCAAGAGCGCCUUAUUCCUGCACCUAACACCCGUGAGACAUCCAAGCCUGCCGUGAUCUGCCAAAGACUAAGAGAUGCAUCUGUUUUGAACACCGCAAGAGAAGAAGGAAUGAAAACCCCUCGUACAUCUACAGCUCCCGGUCCUCAGCCUGCCAGGGUUCAGGCCGGAGCUUCAGAGAUGGAGUGGGUUCCUCCAGCUCACAAACCUCCUGAUCUUUCUUCUGUAGCUACACCAUCUAAAGAGUCCUCUCUUCUCUCCAGCCUCCCUCCAUCCCUGCAGCUUACGGUCAGUCCAGAAAACACAGCGAUCCUGCCACUCCUUCAAGCAUUAGUCUACCUCCUUCUCAAACUCUUCCUCACCUUCAUCCUUUUCUUCCUGCCACGCGCACAGCAACGGAGAGCUUCCACCAAACCCGACUGCUCCUUCCACAGCGGCCCGUGCCUAAAAGAUGGACACGUAGUCAACGGACGUACCGGUCGUCGCUCGACCCUCAUCUGCCCCGAGCGGCUUAAAGAUUUUGGAGCUGAGGAAUACCUCAAUGGAGACGUGAAGGUCUUUGAGACCAGAGUCACAGAAGCACCAGAGGUCCAGUUAACAUCCACACCAAAACCUUCGACUAAGAAAGGCACAGAGAGCGAGUCGGCAUCUAAACCAGCGAGCGAGUCUCUCCGCUUUGAGGACAUCAGCGCGGCGGCAUUUCAACUCCAAAAGUCUGGAAUUCAGAAAACUCCCUGCAGCUACUCAAGACUCUCCAAACAGUACGGGAUGGAAAUUUACUUGAAGAAAGAGCAUCUUCAUUACACUGGAUCAGUGAAGGAGAGAGGAGUCGUGUAUCUGCUGUCCUCACUACAACAGGAACAGCAGAAGAAGGGUGUGAUCGUGGCCACGGACUGUAACUUCUCAAUGGCGGUGGCUCAUCACGCAGUAGAGAUGAGGAUUCCAGUAUUCGUCAUCAUGCCGGCACAAACCUCCCUGGCCCGGCUUCGUACGUACAGAGACUAUGGCGCCAUGGUGAUCUCGUACGGCAGCACCGCCCGAGACUCGGCCAAUCACGCUCGCCAUCUCGCCAAAGAGAACGGAUAUCUGUGCCUGGAGGAACAUGACAGCGCUGUUUAUCUGGCUGGUCUGGGUACAGUGGGGAUUGAGAUCUGCGAGCAGGUGACUAAACUAGACGCUGUGAUCAUUCCUGCGGGCGGUCACUGCGGUCUGUUGGCAGGGACGGCGGCUGCCAUCAAACACCUGAACCCUCGCAUCCGUGUCAUAGGCGCUGAACCAGACGAGUUUCCACUUCUACUGCAGUCGCUCAAAACAGACUCACCUAUCAAAGAUCUCUCCUGUAACCCCAAUAAAAAACUUUACAGAGAUUUAGUGGAGCACUCGCUGGGGACGCUGACAUUUCAGCUGGCUAAGAAAAUGGUGGACAAAGUGGUUUCUGUGAGGGAGACAGACGCUCUAUUGGCCAUGUUGAGAUUUCAGGAGUAUGAACACUCGACCGUGGACAUCGAGGGAGCGAUGGGUUUGGCUGCCAUCUUAGCCGGUCAACUGCCAGAACUUAAAGGCAAAAGGGUGGCUAUAGUGGUGAGCGGUGCUAACAUGGAUCUGGACGUGAUGAUGAAGUGUGUAGAGCGAGCUUUGGUCCUAGAUGAUCGAGUCACUCGCUUUACUGUACAGAUGUCUGACUGGCCUGGAGAUAUGGCCAAACUACUGGACGUACUGGCUCGAGAGGACGUCCGGCUGUUGGAUGUUUGUCACAGGAGAUACAGUGAUAAAUCAGAUCUCUUUAAAGCUCAGGUCCAGUGUGUUGUUGAAACAACUGAUAAAACUCAAAACUGUCAACUGAGACGAACACUGUCAGAACGAUACCCAACACUGCACUGGCUGGACUGAUGAUCAACACACGCACACACUACACACACACAUACA